UGACAGUCUGGACAGUCGACCGUGGUGUGAAGGUCGAGGUAAUAUAUACAGCUUUAUACAGAAGGAGUACUGGCACGUUGGCUUGUUGGAGUAUUAUACGCCGAACAACAUUCCCAAUUUCUUGUUGGCGAUUCCUUCAAUGUCUAUCGCUAUCAUAGCAGUC
Molecule: messenger RNA, 163 nt
Organism: Perkinsus marinus ATCC 50983
Lineage: Eukaryota; Perkinsozoa; Perkinsida; Perkinsidae
Exons: 1
Biological process (GO): GPI anchor biosynthetic process
Cellular component (GO): endoplasmic reticulum membrane; mannosyltransferase complex
Molecular function (GO): alpha-1,6-mannosyltransferase activity; GPI mannosyltransferase activity
Source: RefSeq, a predicted model, not a curated record